Molecule: messenger RNA, 1275 nt
Organism: Symbiodinium necroappetens
Lineage: Eukaryota; Dinophyceae; Suessiales; Symbiodiniaceae
Source: the annotation of a GenBank genome assembly
AUGCCUUCUCUUCCCAAGCAUCCAGGCGAGAGCUGGCAGCUCCCUUCCCGCUACAAGGUCACAGAACUUAUCGGCUCCGGCUCCUACGGCAGCGUUUGCGAGGCCGAAGAUGACUUCAACGGUCAGCGGCAGCCUGUUGCCAUAAAGAAGUGCAAGCGCAUCUUCGAAGACCUCGUUGACUGCAAGCGCAUUCUCAGAGAGGUAAGCAUUUUGUCCAAGCUGAGUCACAGGAAUGUUGUCAAGGUGUCGGACUUUUACAUUCCAGGAGAUAUGGCCAGAUUCACGGAGAUCUACAUGAUAAUGGAGCUCUGCGAUUCAGACUUGAAGAAGCUGUGCAGGCAAGAUGUCACACUCAGUCCAAUUCACGUUAACACUCUCUUGUACAAUCUGCUCGUGGGCUUGAACUACAUUCACUCAGCCGGCAUCUACCAUCGGGACCUGAAGCCGGCCAAUUGCUUCGUCAACCAGGAUUGCACCGUCAAGAUCGGAGACUUCGGUCUGUCUCGCGCUAUCAAAGGCGAGCAGAAGCACUUGAAGCAUUUACCCCACACGCCGCGGGAUGGGGAUCAGGCCCCCUUGCCUCAAGUUCCGCACACGAAGAGGGCCGCCAAGAACUUGACGGGGCAUGUGGUGACACGAUGGUAUCGCGCUCCGGAGCUGAUUCUACUUCAGGACAACUAUACAGAGGCUAUCGAUGUGUGGUCAGUUGGCUGCAUUUAUGCAGAGCUCCUCGGCAUGCUGCCACAAGCCGGGAAAAGCUACUUGGACCGCGGACCUUUGUUUCCUGGGACAUCCUGCUUCCCGCUGUCCCCGGACCACAAGCACAAAUCAGACUACAAAUACUACACCAACGGCAAGCAUGACAUGCUGAAAAAGAUCUUUGGACUUUUGGGGACUCCUGAGCAAAAGGACAUUGAUGCAUGCAUUGAGCGCGAAGAUGCAAAGCGUUACAUAGCUUGCUUCCCAAAGCAAGUUGGAGAUGGAUUGCGCAAAGUAUUCAAAGAGAUUGAUGCUGGCAUGAUUGAUAUCCUUGAGAAGAUGUUAAUCUUCAAUCCGAAGACUCGUAUCUCGGUGCAAGAGGCCCUGGCCCACCCGCUACUCGCAGACAUUCGCGACAAGACAUUGGAAACUACGUCGCCAGAAGUGGUCGUGCUUCCCUUCGAGAAGGAGCCCGACCUUGACGAAGACCUGCUGAGGCGGUACUUCAAUGCAGAGCUUCGAAAGUACCACCCAGAGGUGCCGGAGUAUAAACCUCUGCGAGGCUACGGCAGCUGA